This is a messenger RNA of Ananas comosus (pineapple), 2160 nucleotides long. RefSeq names its product F-box protein At-B. Gene Ontology annotation, molecular function: protein binding. The coding region runs from base 265 to 2043 and encodes 592 amino acids. Gene Ontology annotation, biological process: SCF-dependent proteasomal ubiquitin-dependent protein catabolic process. The record is from RefSeq and is a predicted model, not a curated record. The transcript has 4 exons. Lineage: Eukaryota; Viridiplantae; Streptophyta; Magnoliopsida; Poales; Bromeliaceae. Gene Ontology annotation, cellular component: SCF ubiquitin ligase complex.
CCCUCUUCCCUCUCCUCCCUUCAUGGCUUCGUCUUCGUCUUCUUCUCUUUCCCAUUUUUGCAUUAAUAAUGCGAUGGGUGUCGCAAAGUUGCGAUCUUGCUGCGGAUUCUUCGUGUUAAUCGUCGAAUUCGAGAAUAUCACUUUUUUGCUGCAGAUUAUUCUUCUUUUCUCCCUCUUCUGCUAGAAUAAUGAGAUAGGUUCUGCGAAGCUCGAGUCUUGCUGCUGAGAUUCUUCUUCUGAUUGUGUGAAAUUAGGCUUUAUACUAUGAUUCUUCACUGCGCUAUCUUUCUCCAGUUCGGAUGCAUCUUCUUUUUGCUCUUGGGUGUCGUAAAGUUCCAAUCUUGCCGCAGAUUAUCUUCUGAUGGUGGAAUUAGGGGGUUUCCUCCAACAGCUAGCAUUUUGAGUGGACUUCUCAAUAAUAAUAGCUGCAUUCGGAGCCUCACUCUCGACUGCAGUCAGUUAGAUGAUUCCUCCGUCAAGAUUUUUGCGAAAAAGAAUCUGCUCGAGCUCUCUUUGUUGAAAUGUUCAAUGUUCUCUUCUAAUAUUUUCACAGUUAUCGGUGAAAACUGCCCCAUGUUAAGAUUGUUUUCACUGGAUAUACUUACUUUGGACAUGGAGCCGAACAGUGUAUGUGAAAACACUAUAGCUCGGAUGCUCAAGGGAUUUUUGUAUUUGGAGCAUUUGUCAAUAAAGUUCCAGCUAGUACAUCCUGCUUUUGGUUUUUUUGAGUCUUCUCAAUUCGCCCUUCCGAAAACCAUUAAAGUUUUGUUGCUGCAACCUAUACAUGCUAGGCAAGCAAGCCGACUUAUUCUCAACAAUAUAUGCGACACUGAGCCAGUUGCACCCGUUGCAGCUGUUGGUAACUUCUAUUUGGGGACGUCUUGGGGAAGCAAUCUGCAAUCCCUUACGCUUGUACUCAAUAUAAUAUCGGAUCAACUCAUCACCACUAUCACCAAAAAUCUUCACCAUCUGGUCGAACUGUGCCUAGAAGACAAACCAUUUGAGGAGCCCCUUUUGCUUCAUGAUCUGACCAAUAGCGGGCUUCAAUCACUAAGCCUUUGCCAAAACUUGACACGCCUCUCUCUCACGCGCAGUAAAACAUACAUCCCAGCCACUUUCAGAAGGGUGAAUGAUGUUGGUAUUCUUCUUCUCGUUGAAGGAUGUAAAAGGCUCGAAUCAGUGAGGCUCGGCGGAUUCGCCAGAGUGACAGAUGCAGGGUAUGCUGCAGUCCUCCACUCAUGCAAGAGCUUGAAGAAAUUCGAGAUUGUAAAUGCCUCAUUCUUGUCGGACUUGGCAUUUCUUGAUCUAUCUGCAGCUACCUCCCUCGUUGAAGUGAGAUUGGUGUCUUGCAAUCUGAUAACCAGUGAAACUGCACUCUCUCUCUCUACAUGUAGUAAUAUGGAAGUCUUAGACCUUUCUGGGUGCAAAAGUAUUGCAGAUUCUGGCGUGAUUUCGUUCUCGAAGCUUUCUAAGUUGAAUGUAUUGGACCUCGGUGGAUCUGAUAUCACCGAUAUUGGCUUAUCCGCACUUGGUGGCGGGAGCUCACCGAUAUCUUCUUUAUGUUUGAGGGGCUGUAAAAGGAUCACUGAUAGAGGUAUCGCUCAUCUGUUUAAUGGCAAGGGAAUUAUCAGGAAUACGAUAUUGACGCUAGACAUGGGUUACCUGCCUAGAAUAUCAGAUAAAGCUGUUGUUGUAAUUGCAAAGGCUUGUACAGAGAUCACCAUUCUAUGUAUCCGGAAUUGCUUCGGUAUCACUAAUGCAUCAAUAGAAGCUUUGGGUUCGCUGAAUCAUCUUGUUGGGAGAAGAACGAUAAGAAUGCUUGAUGUUUCCAACUGUUGUGGAUUAUCUGUUGAUUCUCUUAUGUUCCUUGCCCCUCCUUUCUUUUGCGGUCUACGCUGGCUUGGUAUUGGGAACACCAGUUUAGCGAGGAAAAGCAAACGCAGAGAUAUGGAACUUUUGGGAGGCAGGGUGGGUUUCAGGUUAUGCAUCGAGGGCUGCGAAAUGGGCUGCAAAAAUGGGUGGUACAGCCACAAAUUUAUAUAGCGUUCGAUAUUCAAGUACUAAAAUACCAGUUCAUGUAAUACUAGGACUAAGCAAUGUGUUAGUCAUUCCUUUUUAUAAGAGUAUUUGGACUAUCAUGCCAAUCUGCAUAUUUCACCA